AUGACCAUCCGAGGUCUCUGUAUAAAUAACUUCAUCCACUUAGUUGUGCUGCCAAACUCCCCAAGAGCUGCAAGCAGAUACAUGAGACUUAGCUCUUCAGUUUGGUCCCCCCACGUCGGUUGCACUUCCAACGCAAUGGAGCGUCCGGAAAACUCCACAGCCUCACACAAACACCCCUCCCCGCACCCGCAGAUCGGCUCAGACCCCCAGGCGGACAAAAGCGGCGGGAACGCAUACCUGUACAUACUGAUAGUCAUGGCUUUCUACGGAGUCUUCCUCUCUGGUAUAAUGCUCGGCUACUUCCGCUCCAAGCGGAGGGAGAAGAGGAGGAUCAACAUCUUCACGCGCCUAGUGCACGAGGAGGAGCAGCGGGAGUGGGGCGCGCUGCCCAAGAAGCACAGCCUCGCCUUUCCCGCGCCCGUCUCCGGGCUGCGCUCGGUGCAGGUGUCGCUGCCGUUCUGCGGCACCCACCUCGGGCACCUCCACCACGGGGACGCGCUGUGCACGGAGCAGAGCAGCGUCAGCUCCCUCUGCUCCUCCGCGGACGCGCGCUUCGCCAUAGAGGAGGAGUCGGACAGCGGCACGGCGGAGGGUCCGGAGGAGAGCGCCAAGGGAGCAUCCGAGAACAGCGCAGACGACUCCGGCUGAGCCGGCCGAAGCAGAGGAGAAACGCCAGCGGGUGGCUGUGAAAGCCCGGACAGUCCGAGCAGAAAUCCUCGAUUUGCCAUAAAGAAAUAAAUAAAAACUCGACAUUUCAAUGAGAUGAUCUCCAGAAGAGCCCCGGAAAGAGCCAGACAGGACUUUGUAGCCAGCGUGAAAUGUUUUAGAUCUCAGUCUGGGCCACAUUUGGCCAUAUUGGAACUUUGUGGUAGCUCUUGAAAUACUGAAAUAAGUGUCUUCACUUUAGAUGAUAAGACAACGGCGGUGAGAUCGAAAUGUAUGCACACACUGCUCCUUUUUAUAUGUCACAUGUUGGGAGAACUCCUCACUCACAUUUCAGUCAGUAACAUAGCGAAUGUAACAGCUCCGUCCAGCUCAGUGCUUUGUUCUUUACUCAUCCCCGCGAGGACAACUGCGGCUCGCCAGCCAGCUCAACACACACGUUACAUAGGAGAAGAAGAAUAACACUCACAGUAAUGAACACAUGAAUAAAGUCAAAAUAACGCAGCUGCACAGAAGAAUGAAAACAUAUAUUUACACGAAUCUCGUACCCAGUACAAUAAACCACGGUGUUGCUAGAGUACAUUAUUAUUUUAUUGUACAGCUAUGACUUUGCCUCAUGGUGGUGGUGACCCCUCCUGACGCCACACUGACAGAACCACCUCGCCGCUUCGGGCCGAUGACUCACCCUGCAGGGGGACGGGAGUGAGAGACUGGCUUCUUUCUGCGGAGGGGGGGCUGUUUGGACUGAACUUGACGUGCUCUUGCCAACACGGUCUUGAGCACUGAAAUGUACCUGGAACCCACUUGAAGGACUGUCUGAACUUGCUGUAGCUUCAAAGCGGACACGCUGUUCGCAGGCGGUUGGUGAUGUAGGUUUACUUGAAGAAAGCGAUGCACUGUACAUAUGAUUUGUAUUUGUCACUCUGUAAGGCUUAAUUUAAGAAGGAAGCUUUGUACUGUUUAAAAAAAAAAAAAAAAAAUUCUUUUGAAAUGAGCGUUAGUUUCCUCUUUUUUUGUUGCACUAUGAUGAACCACCAGUAGGGGGCAGUCUUUUAGUGCUUACUGAGUGGUUGCUACUAGCAAAUAAGGAAGAUGAAAGAGAUGAAAUGAAAGCGAGGGCAAGUCUAUUAAUAUCAUGUUAUUUUUAUAGAUAACCUACAUACAAUCAUCAGAAUAAUGCAGAAUAGGGCAGAUAAUAACCAGAUCAGUCCCACUAAUGCAACAUAGCUCAUCUUUUUUUGCACAUAUCCUCAGCUGAACCUGUCUCUAAGCCUCUAUCUCUCACACACAGACACAGCAGACUUAUGUCCCAAUUAUCCCAAUUAGGUCCCUGUGUUUAAAACUGACAGUGCUUAAGCUUUUGGUGGCAUUUAAAAAGCCUGAGGCAGGUCAUGAUUAUUUUUUUUUUCAUUUACUGGAAAGCUUCUUUUGGUGUGGGGAUUUAAGGUCGUGCAAAAGAACCCCCGAGGGAUCAUGGACUUCAUCUAAAGACGCUUCAGACUGGAUUUCAGU
Messenger RNA from Xiphias gladius (swordfish), 2175 nucleotides. RefSeq names its product potassium voltage-gated channel, Isk-related family, member 4 (gene kcne4). The transcript is spliced from 2 exons. Gene Ontology annotation, biological process: ventricular cardiac muscle cell action potential; membrane repolarization during action potential; negative regulation of delayed rectifier potassium channel activity. The record is from RefSeq and is a predicted model, not a curated record. Gene Ontology annotation, molecular function: delayed rectifier potassium channel activity; voltage-gated potassium channel activity involved in ventricular cardiac muscle cell action potential repolarization; transmembrane transporter binding. NCBI's taxonomy places the organism in Eukaryota, Metazoa, Chordata, Actinopteri, Istiophoriformes, Xiphiidae. Bases 1 to 648 code for a protein of 215 amino acids. Gene Ontology annotation, cellular component: membrane.